AUGAGUAGAGAGAAGGAAGAGGCUUUGUUUAGUAUACUCCAUAUUUAUGACGAACCAGAGGAGAGGAGGAACGUGCCAGAAAGCUCUGGCAUUUCCUCCCAGCAUGAGCAUCAAGCACAGUCCCAACCGGAGGGGGUCUUCCUGCCAGGACCCGAGUUUGGCCGGCCUUGCCCUUUGCCUCCGCCUAGGGAAGAAGUCUGGUCGUUCCUCGGGGCAAUGCCGCCGGUUCCGGAUGAAGCCGUGGUCAGGCAGAGGGUCCCCUGGAGGUGCUGGAAGGUUGGCAGGCUCCGCCAUGGAAAGAAAGUCCAUGCUGUUGCCAUCAGCGGCUCGACUCACCACGUGUACGCGUGUGGCCACGGCUACAUUAAGGUCUGGGAUGAGAGCGCUCUGCAUGCCUGCAACAAGGCCCCGCAGGCCCAGCUGGACUUGCAGGACCAUCAGAACUGCGUCCUCGCCUGCAAGCUGUUCCCCGACGGGCAGCGCCUCAUCACUGGGGCUCUGUCCCGGAACCUGACACUGUGGGAUCUGGCACCCACACCCCGUGUCAGGGCACAGCUGGCCUCCACGGGCCCCAUGUGCUAUUCCCUGGCGCUCUCCUCCAAUGCCCAGAUCUGCUUGGCUUGUUUCAAAGGAUUUGUCGAGAUUUGGGAUUUGCAGAACCAAAUCUUGAUCACGAAGCAUGAGGUCCCCGAAUAUGGGUCCCGCUGUGUGGACAUCGCAGGCAGUAAGUUCUGGACAGGAGGAGAAGACACCAGACUAUAUUCCUGGGACCUGAGGUGCUACCAGAGGUUGCAGCAGCACGAAUUACGGCCAGAGAUCCUCAGCAUUACCCACGACCCCAGUGAGGAGUGGGUGCUAGUAGGUCUGAGGACGAGCAAUAUCAUCAUUCUCCACACGCACCGGAGGGAGAAGUUUAAGGCAGUCCUUCAUAAAUAUGUCAACCACCACAACCUCCAGUUUGCCUCCUGUGGGAGCUAUUUUGUGACCGCACUGGACGAGGCGAUCCACUGCAUAGCUGCACCUUCUCUGCAAAGGUUGUUUCAGGUAGAGGAGCCUACGGAUGUCCUGUGUUGUGAUGUGUCUUCUGACAACCAGUAUCUGGUCACGGGCUCCGAGAACAGUGCCACGGUUUACCAGCUCUUGUACUGA
Leptonychotes weddellii (Weddell seal) is the source of this 1149-nucleotide messenger RNA. Lineage: Eukaryota; Metazoa; Chordata; Mammalia; Carnivora; Phocidae. The record is from RefSeq and is a predicted model, not a curated record.